Molecule: messenger RNA, 3841 nt
Organism: Cydia fagiglandana
Lineage: Eukaryota; Metazoa; Arthropoda; Insecta; Lepidoptera; Tortricidae
Product: smad nuclear-interacting protein 1
Exons: 12
Coding region: 109-1941 (610 amino acids)
Biological process (GO): miRNA processing
Cellular component (GO): nucleus
Molecular function (GO): protein binding; mRNA binding
Source: RefSeq, a predicted model, not a curated record
CUUAUCUGUUUCUGUAAUGGCUGACUAUUUUGCGUGGUGGAAUUUGUGAUUUGUUUAAUUGCAUUUUGUUGUUGUUUUUCAUUACAAUCCGUACUGAAUUCGCAUAAAAUGAAGUCUAAAAAGCGACACCAGUCAUCAUCAGAAGAAUCGGAGGAAUCUGAAGCUAGUGUGGAAUCAAAGAGUUCGUCGGAGAGCGACAGUGAAGAAUCCUCGGCGUCAGAACACCGGCACAAGAAAAAAAGAAAACGUGCUGACUCCUCAGAUUCAGAGAGCGAUUCCGACGACCAGAGGCGUUCAAAGAAACGGAAACAUAAGAAAAAGAAGAAGAAACAUGGCAAAAAGAAAAGGCGUUCAGAGUCUCCCGAGGAAAGUCAUUCUGUAGAGGAAGUUUCUUCCGUCAGCGAAGGUGAAAUCUCUCCGAAAAAAAAGAGAAAACACAAGCACAAGCACAAACAUUCUAAAAGAGCGCGCAGCUCCUCUGCUAGUGUAAUAAUUGAAGAAGAGGAGCCAACGGAACGGCGUCUGCAUAGCGUCGUUAAGGAGCGCCGUGAAUCGUCCGAAGAACGCGGGCAGCCUCGAACUUACUACCCGCGAGACUAUCAUCAGUCAACAGCGGAAAGUGUUGAGAGGGAUCGGGAAGUGCAGCGGUUUUAUCGGGGCUCCAGCAAAGAGCGCAGAUACCAGGAGCACUACCGCUAUACCCAUGAACGCAAUGACAGAUUCCAAUAUGACAAAUAUAAAUAUAGUGAGAAAUAUGACCAGACUCAUUCCAAUGUGGAGGAUUACAGUCAAAGGCAGAGACAUUAUGAUGAAUAUAAAAGGAACCAAAGGUAUGAAGAACGUCGGUCACCUGUAGAAGAAUACCAGAAACGUCCCAGAGAUGAUAAUUACCAUUCCAGGGAGGACCCUAGAGGGUUCAACCGUUACAACCAACAUGAGGACAGAAGGCCGAAGCGACCCGACUACGACAAUGGCAGGGAUUACAGGGAAAGGAGACCGCCUCCCGAAGAACGCUACCGCGAGAGGGAAUAUCCGGACAAGAGGGAAAGGUUCAGGGAAGAAGGAUAUGUCUCUGAAAGGCCCCGCGACGGACGCCGCGAGCGCCCCUUCCGGCCGGAGCCGAAGCCCUACCCUCCUCACCACAGGGAGCAGUCUCGAUCCCGAAGCCCGGAGGCGCGCUACAAGAGCCAGGAGCGGCGCCGGCCCGACGAGCGCGCCAAGUCCGGCCUCCGCGACGACCGCCCCGAGCGACCCGCCGACUCCAAACCUCCCAGGGAUAGAAAGUCCAGAUUCACAAACGUCGACGAGAAAGAUUACACGUGGGGCAAAGCCGAAGCGGGCAAGGAGGCGGCCGCGCCCGGCGACAAGGAGAAGCCCAACUUCGGGCUGUCGGGCAAGCUCACGGCCGACGCCAACACCGUCAACGGCGUCGUCAUCAAGUACGCCGAGCCCGAUGACGCCAAGCAGCCCAAGCGGCGGUGGAGAUUCUACCCCUUCAAGGGCGACAAGGCUCUUCCGAUCCUGUACAUCCACCGGCAGUCGUGCUUCCUGAUCGGGCGCGACAAGAAGGUGGUGGACAUCGCGCUGGAGCACCCGUCCAUCAGCAAGCAGCACGCCGUGCUGCAGUACCGCUGCACGCCCUUCACGCGGCCCGACGGCACGCAGGGUCGCCGUGUGAGGCCCUACGUCAUAGACUUGGACUCGGCAAACGGCACAUUCGUGAACAACAAGAAGGUGGAGGCGCGGCGCUACGUGGAGCUGCUGGAGCGCGACGUGGUCAAGUUCGGGUUCUCGGCGCGCGAGUACGUGCUGCUGCACGAGAACAGCAAGGACGACGCGCAGGACGACGACAACCAGGAGCCCGCCGCCGCCGUCACCACCACCGACCAGAUCAAGCGCGAGAAGCGCGUCAAGCAGGAGGUGGUCGAGGACGGCGAGUAGGUGAGACAAGCUAGGUUACAUGGAAAGCAUUCCAUGUAAUUGUCUACCGUUUGUCCCGUAAAGUCAGCCAAUAAAGUGGUUUAUCACUUUUCGACUAUUAAUCAGAAGAUGAAAAGUGGUGAACCACUUUCUUGGCUGACUGUACAAACGCGAAUUUUCAGAAGAUUUGCAGGUAUAAGAGUUUCCUUUUCUAUGACAAAUGGUCAAAAAUAUGCACAGAAAAACAAUCGCCUGCUUAAAACGCCGAAAAAAAAAGGUCGCAACACAGGAAAUAAAAUGCGUUUGUACGGGACAGCCCGUGGAAUGCUCCAUAAAUUAAGUUAUAAGCCCUUUCCACGAUGGAUAGAGCUAGACAGAUAGCUACCAAGCACGAUAAUACAUAUACAGAUGUAGUGCAUAAUUGUUCUCCAUCGUAUUUUUCAUGCUACUUCAGUCAAUGUCAAUACUUUUUGUACCGAGACUGACUGAAAUAGCAAGACACGUUCGUACGUUUCCGUGAAAAUACAAUAGAAAAUAAUUAUGUCUCACAUCUGUAACGUGGUAUAAGAGUUUUUCUAAUAAACUGCUACUAUACGUCUGGCAGACGGGACAGAAUAACAACAAAGAAUUGUUAAUACACCUAUUUGCAUAAUGUAUGUUACUGCCUCUACCGACAUAAACACACACACACAGUAUACACACAGACAGUAUGACAUAAAGUACGAUUUGACGAGUAAAGAUGUGAAUUGAACGAGAAUCUUGAACCCCAAGCUCUGAUACAAAUCACCACUUCCGUUUCCUGAAUCUAGUUAGAUUAUUGUAAUGUUCAUGUGUCAUUGAAGUGUUUCAUUCACCAAAAUGUUUACGAUUAGUGUCAAAUAGUUUUACUACACCGUUUCUCACCUAUAUGCAUUGUUCCUUGUAAUUAUAAAUUUAUUGUUUUUUUAUUUUCCAAUCGUGCUUUCUAUACUAGGUUGAAGUGGCAUAAAAUACUGAUUUUUAGAAGAAAAUACAAGUUGCCUUUGGUUAGGGUUUCACAUCUUACAACUUUCGUGUUUCGAGUUUAGUGUCUAUAGCCGGGUCCACACGGAGCGAGCAUACGCGCGAGGCAAUUUCCGCUCGCACAAUACCCUUAAAUUAAUUGUAUUUGAAAGACCUAUUUCUCUGUAAGAAACACUAACUAUACAAUAUGUUGCAAUAUAAGAAUAUGAAGGGAUUACACUAUACAUACUAUGCUAGUAUACUUCAUGCCCAGAGAUUAUAGGUUGCAACUGUUUUUUUUAAGGUGUUCAUAUGGUACAUAGAUAAUAUUAUUAAACUUGAUUGCAAUUGGAAUAUUAUUUAUCAGGUCAGAAGCUGUUGAAAUACUUUAAAAUGUACAAGGGAGCAUACAUAAAUAUAACUAAAUCAAUUUUAUUGAAUUAUUUAUUUACAUUAAAACAAUGUAUGCGUUUUGUUACUUUAUUUCUCACGGAAUAUUUUUCUCUUAACUAAAAAUUUCUGAUUUUAUAUAAUGUUGAAUUAACACUAAAAUCCGUGAUAAAUAAUGUUCCACUCUGUCACGUGUCUAUAGAUUUACCGGAUAAUGAUCGAGUUUUCCAUAACGUUUUUGUAGUUUGUAUUGGUAAUUUCUCAGAUUUUAUGGAAGGCUCGGCAGUCCAGUCCUAUAGCACCGUUAGUUAGAUUUAAAAAAUCAUAGGCUGUGCUGAAACAGUACGCCGCUCCUAUAUGAUUAUUAUUGGUCGAGGAGCCUGUGACAUUUAAAUUAGUUCCAUUAUAUUGUUAUUUACCUACUGGUAAUCGCUGAACAUAUUUAUAUGUAUAACUACUAUACCGUGGCCAACUUUAGGCUCUAUUGUCGUUAUAUUUAUCGUAAUCAAUAUUAUAAGAAAAUUCUAAAUAAAAUAAACGUCUAGACGAA